AUGGGCCCGCCCAGGCCCGCGCUCUAUCGCAACAUCGCCCCGCUCGCAUUCCGCCUCAUUUUUUUGUGUGACUCGCGCCCAGCUCGCACCCCACCACUAUUCUCCAUGAGUGGUGUUCGGGAAAGUGCAGCAGGGCUUCCAGGAACGAGCUGGACAGUUUCUCUUCCAGAGGUCCCUCUCUGGAUGGUGCGCAAAUAUCUUUUCAAGAGGCUCCCACGAAGAAGUCCUGAUGUUCGCAGUUUUGGCCGCCCAUGCCCCUCCCUCUAUCCAGAAUCGACCCGCUCGCGGUCUUCUUUCUUCUUUGUCCUCCUCUGUUUUUUUGCGACUCGCGCGCAGCUCGCACCCCACUUGCACUAUUCUCCAUGCGUGUUCCGGAAAGUGCAGCAGGGCCAGGAACGACGCCCGGGCCAGUUCCGCUUCCAAGAGGUCCCUGGCGGGCAAAUAUCUUUUCAAGAGGCUCCCACGAAGAAGUCCUGA
This is a messenger RNA of Prorocentrum cordatum, 477 nucleotides long. Lineage: Eukaryota; Dinophyceae; Prorocentrales; Prorocentraceae. The record is from the annotation of a GenBank genome assembly.